Molecule: messenger RNA, 840 nt
Organism: Cladophialophora yegresii CBS 114405
Lineage: Eukaryota; Fungi; Ascomycota; Eurotiomycetes; Chaetothyriales; Herpotrichiellaceae
Exons: 2
Coding region: 1-840 (279 amino acids)
Source: RefSeq, a predicted model, not a curated record
AUGAAGUCGACGCUUUUCUCGGCUACGCUGUUCGCUGUCUCAGCAGCAACUGUAGCCGCAGCAACGAUCCUCUCCGACCUCGACCAUGCCCAGCAUGAGCCCCACGCUGCCCUCCAGAAACGGGGAUUCUACGAGGACGGUUUCAAGAUAUUCAAGCGCAAGCGCAACGCCCACGCCUGCAUGAUGUCCAUCGUCUUCAUCGUCUUGUUCCCUCUCGGCGCCAUAUCGAUGCACUUGCCUUUUCGCGGCAUCCGAGUCACCACGCGAGUACACGCCCCGAUCCAGAUCCUAGGCUUUGCCAUGAUGAUUGGCGCCAUGGGACUGGGUAUCGACAUUGCAGCCGUCGAUCUGAAUUUCUUCGCAAGCAGCACAAGCACGAAGGCGCAUGUCGUGAUCGGCCUGCUCACGUGCAGUGUGCUGAUCUUGUUCCAGCCAGCGCUGGGGCUGUUGCAGCACUUGCACUUCCGGCGUACGGCGAAGAAGAGCGUCUUCGCAUAUAUCCAUCGGUGGACCGGCCGUGUUGCGAUAUGUCUGGGGUGGAUCAAUUCAGGGCUGGGGUUCCAACUUGUGCCCAUCUCCCUCGUUUCCACGGGGUCGCUGGUAAGGAAUUUCGUGCUCAUGGGGGUGUUGGGGGCUCUGUGGUUCUUCUUGGUCGGAUGGGACGGGUAUCGACAUCAUUGGGCGAAGAAGGAGAAGCUCGGGGCGUAUCGUGUCGGAUGGGACAAGGGGUCCGUGCUGAGAAGGCAGCACGCGGUGGAAGAUGGGACCAAUGAUGAGGUGAAGUUGGAAUCCAGUCACACUGGGAAUCAGGGCACCACUGCUGGGGAGCAGCACUUGUAG